UGAGUACCUCACGGUUAACACGACUUCGCCGGACCUGACGCCAUGUUUCGAGGCGACCGUGCUGGUGUGGGCGCCAUGUGCGUUCCUCUGGCUGUGCUCCGUGCCACACCUACUCAUGCUGAGGUACAGCAAGAAGCCAACCCUGAAGCACAGCUGGCUGAGUAUCAGCAAGAUGGUCGUCGCUCUGCUGCUGUUCGUUACGAUGUUCGUGGAGUUCGGAUACAGCCUCUACCAGUGGGUGCACGACCAAGAGAACAGCUCUCACGUGUUCGUCGUGACUCCCUGCAUCCUCGCCGCGUCCGUGUUCUACACGCUGGUCAUCGUGCAAGUGGAGCGCGCGAAGGGGAUCCGUUCGACGGGCCUCCUCUUCACCUUCUGGAUGCUGCUGCUGCUGUGCGCCGUCGUCACGAUGCAGACGAAGAUACGACUCGCCGUGGAUCAGGGCAGCAUCGACGACAUUUUUAGGUUUGCGACGUUCAGCGUGUGGACGGCGCUCGUCCUCGUCGCGUUCCUCCUCUCCUGCUUCAGCGACCCCGCAGAGAGCUCCUUCACCUCCUUCGAGGGAGAGGCUACCAUCAGAGCUGAGAUUGAGAUGGGGCUGACUCCGAGCAAGCAAGUUCAGCCGAGCCUCGUCGUCGCCAUGGCAAAGACCUUUGGCGUGACCUUCGCCGCGGGAUCGUUCUUCAAGCUUCUCAACGACCUCCUGACCUUCGUCAGUCCUCAGAUUCUCAAGCGUCUGAUCGGGUUCACGAGCGAUCCCGCGGAGCCGACGUGGCGCGGAUACAUGUACGCGGGGAUCAUGUUUGCAGCCGCGCUCCUGCAGACGGUCAUCCUGCACCAGUACUUCCACCGCUGCUUCCUCGUCGGCAUGCGCAUACGCUCCGCCGUCAUCGCCAUCGUCUACAAGAAGGCGCUGCUGAUGUCCAACGCGGCGCGGCGGACGUCGACCGUCGGCGAGAUUGUCAACCUGAUGUCCGUGGAUGCGCAGCGUCUGAUGGACCUUACCACCUACCUCAACAUGAUGUGGUCGGCACCGCUGCAGAUCGCUCUGUCUCUGUACUUUCUGUGGGCGGAGCUGGGCCCGUCUGUGCUGGCAGGUCUAGCUGUGAUGAUUCUCAUGAUCCCAGUCAACGCCUACAUCGCCGCGCGCACGCGCACCUUGCAGGUGAAGCAGAUGAGAGAGAAGGACUCGCGUAUCAAGCUGAUGAACGAGGUGCUGAACGGGAUGCGGGUGCUGAAGCUGUACGCGUGGGAGCCGCCCUUCCAGGAGAAGCUGCUAGAGAUACGGGAGCGCGAGCUCGUCGUCCUACGCAGCACCAACUACCUGAACGCCGUCUCAUCGUUCACGUGGGCCUGCGCGCCUUUCCUCGUGGCGCUGUUCUCGUUCAUGGCGUACGUGCUGUCGGACCCGACGCACGUGCUGACGGCGGACAAGGCCUUCGUCUCGCUGUCGCUCUUCAACAUCCUCAAGUUUCCGCUGUCCAUGCUGCCGAUGGUGAUCUCGUACACGGUGCAGGCACAUGUGUCGAUGCAAAGGUUGCGGCGCUACCUCGUCACGGAGGAUCUCGACCCCGAUGCUGUGACCUACGACGCCGGCGCGGCAAUACCGAUCAGCGUCGACAACGGAACGUUCUCGUGGGACGCGAGCGGCGAACCUACCCUCGCCAACAUCAACCUGCGCGUGCCGCAGGGCUCCGUCGUCGCCAUCGUCGGCCAGGUCGGCGCCGGCAAGUCGUCGCUCGUUAGCGCCCUCUUGGGUGAGAUGGAGAAGCGCAUCGGGAAGGUGGUCGUGAGCGGCAGCGUCGCGUACGUGCCGCAGCAGGCGUGGAUACAGGUGAGUGGGUGGCUGGCGAUUCGACUGGAGCUGGUCGGUAACUUCCUCGUUCUUUUCGCCGCGUUGUUCGCCGUCAUCUACCGAGAAAACGCGUCGAUAUCGGCCGGCCUCGUCGGUCUCUCCAUCUCCUACGCGCUCUCCAUCACGCAGACGCUGAACUGGACGGUGCGGCAGACGAGCGAGUUGGAGACGAACGUCGUCGCCGUGGAGCGAAUCAAGGAGUACUCUGAGACGCCGUGCGAGGCAGCGUGGGAGUCGGGGGACGAGCCCGGCCUGACCACACCGCCGUCGCAGUGGCCCGCGGAGGGAGCGGUGGUGUUCCAGGACUACGGCAUGCGCUACCGCGAGGGUCUGCCCCUCGUACUCAACGGACUCAACUGCAGCAUCGCCGGCGAGGAGAAGGGUAUCAACCUGAGCGGUGGACAGAAGCAGCGAGUGAGUCUGGCACGAGCCGUCUACAACGACGCGGACAUCUACCUAUUCGACGAUCCCCUCAGCGCGGUCGACGCCCACGUCGGAAAGCACAUGUUCGAUCAAGUGAUCGGGCCGCAGGGUAUCCUCGCAAAGAAGACGCGCAUCCUGGUCACGCACGGCAUCAGCUACCUGCCUCAGGUCGACCAGAUCGUCGUCAUGAAUGGCGGACGCAUGUCUGAGAUCGGCUCGUACCGCGAGCUGCUGAGCAACAACGGAGCAUUCGCUGAGUUCCUGCGUAACUACCUCACCGACCCGCAGAACGAGGACAACAUCAGCGAGUCCGAAGACGCGGCGAUCGUAGACGACAUUCUAGCGGAGGUGGCUCCCGGGUUCGACCGCUCGCUCUCGCGCAUGUCGUCGGACGGCGGCGGUCAUACAAGUCCGAGCGAGUGCGAGCGCAUACUGCGCCGCUUCAAGUCGCGCUCGGACACGGUGGAGGCGCGUCCGCUCGACCGCGCGCAGUCACACACCGACCGCGACCGUCUCAUCCAGGAGGAAUCCAUGCAGACAGGAAAGGUGGACUGGCUCGUGUACACAGCAUAUCUGCGCGCUCUUACCAUCUUCUUCCGGUUCUAUGUGGCCACAUCAAGGCAGCUGAAGCGGCUGGAGUCAGUAAGUCGGUCGCCCAUCUACACACACUUCACGGAGACGCUUCAGGGAGCGAGCACGAUUAGGGCGUACCGCGUGCAACAGCGAUUCAUCGGCGAGAACGAAUCACGCAUCGACGAGAACGCCAUCUGCUACUUCCCCAGCAUCGUCUCCAACAGAAGCUGGAACCUGCUACCGGAGUCACUACUCACUAGUCCAACAUCACAGCAAUUCACUGGGUCCCUCUGGCAAAACAUUGAGUCAGGCAGCUUCGUUGUUAUGCCACCUCGAGGAAGUGAAACGCAUCUCCGGCUGGGCAACUACAACAGCUCGCAACAGCCUAUUGCCAUCGGCAUCGUGGGACGCACCGGUGCCGGCAAAUCCUCCAUCACUCUGUCGCUGUUUCGCAUCAUCGAGCCAGCAGAUGGAGCCAUCCUGAUUGAUGGGCGCAACAUCGCACAGAUGGGGCUACACGAACUGCGCUCCAAGUUGACCAUCAUCCCGCAGGACCCCGUCCUGUUCUCAGGCGACCUCCGCAUGAACCUCGACCCGUUCGGCUGGUACGCGGACGACGCCAUCUGGCGGGCGCUCGACCACGCGCAUCUGAAGACGUUCGUGAGGUCGUUGCCGGACGGACUCGGGCACGAGGUGAGCGAGGGCGGAGAGAACCUGAGCGUCGGGCAGCGCCAGCUGGUGUGCCUCGCGCGCGCGCUGCUGCGCAAGACGAAGGUGCUCAUCCUGGACGAAGCCACGGCCGCUGUCGACCUUGAGACGGACGACCUCAUCCAGGAGACGAUCCGGCGGGAGUUUGCCGACUGCACGGUCCUCACGAUCGCUCACAGACUCAACACGAUCAUGGACAGCUCCAGGUAG
Priapulus caudatus is the source of this 3769-nucleotide messenger RNA. Its product is annotated as multidrug resistance-associated protein 1-like. Lineage: Eukaryota; Metazoa; Priapulida; Priapulimorpha; Priapulimorphida; Priapulidae. Gene Ontology annotation, biological process: transmembrane transport. Bases 116 to 3769 code for a protein of 1217 amino acids. The record is from RefSeq and is a predicted model, not a curated record. Gene Ontology annotation, molecular function: ABC-type transporter activity; ATP binding; ATP hydrolysis activity. The transcript has 21 exons. Gene Ontology annotation, cellular component: membrane.